Molecule: messenger RNA, 586 nt
Organism: Ceratina calcarata
Lineage: Eukaryota; Metazoa; Arthropoda; Insecta; Hymenoptera; Apidae
Gene: Tim9a
Product: translocase of inner membrane 9
Exons: 2
Coding region: 105-395 (96 amino acids)
Source: RefSeq, a predicted model, not a curated record
UUUUACUCUAACCUAAAAAGAAUUCACGCCAAAGUUUCUUUCGUGAAUUUAACGUAUAUUGAUAAUUUGUGUAAUUAUAUUUUAGUGAAAGACACAUCGCUACAAUGGCAAUGCAAGUUCCUGCAAAUAUGGAUCCAGAGCAGGCAAUGAAUAUUAAAUCUGUUAAAGAUUUCGUGGCAUCAUAUAAUAAAUUAAUAGAAGCUUGUUUUCUUGACUGCAUAAACGAGUUUACUACAAGAGAAGUCAAAGCAAAAGAAGAAACCUGUGCCCUGAAUUGUAUGGAAAAAUAUCUGAAGAUGAACCAAAGAAUAUCACAACGUUUUGAAGAAUUUCAAAUGCUUGCUAAUGAAAACAUACUUGCAGCUCAGAAAAAGAUAGAGGGUGCAAAAGCUUAAAAAAUUAAUUCAAUAAAUUAUUUUUAAUAUUUUAUAAUUUUUCCUUCAUUUAAUUACUGUAAGAAUAAAAUAUAAGGAUAUUAAUGCAAGUAAAAAGAAGCAUAGUAAUAAAAGAUCAAUAGAAUCCUUACGAUACAUAAUGUAGUACAUGAUGUAAGAAGUAAAAAAUAAAAUUAUUAAAAUAAUUGACA